Molecule: messenger RNA, 7202 nt
Organism: Sphaerodactylus townsendi
Lineage: Eukaryota; Metazoa; Chordata; Lepidosauria; Squamata; Sphaerodactylidae
Gene: ACVR2A
Product: activin A receptor type 2A
Exons: 12
Coding region: 2001-3566 (521 amino acids)
Biological process (GO): protein phosphorylation; cellular response to growth factor stimulus; activin receptor signaling pathway
Cellular component (GO): plasma membrane; activin receptor complex
Molecular function (GO): activin receptor activity; ATP binding; activin binding
Source: RefSeq, a predicted model, not a curated record
CACGCCCACGAAGUCUCUCGCGCGCCGCUGUGACGGCCACCGUUGGGCCUGGUUGAGCGAAAAGACAGCGGAGGCGCGCGCGGGAGCGAGCAGGGAGUGGGGGGGAGGGGUAAAAAAAAGCGAGGUGGAAACAAAAACAAUCGGCCGGGCGCCGCCAUCUUGGGUCCCUUCUCCUCACCGCGCGAGUGAAUGGGUCGCUAUGAAAUUACCACAGGGGCGCAGCGAGAUUAUUCCGCGCUGCCGCCGAGGCCCGGACUGCGAUAAAGCCGGUUCCUUCUCCCUCCGUCUCUUCCGCUCCCUGCGAAGCCGCCCUGAGGAAGCAAAUCGCCUCGGCCCUUCCCUCUGGACGGCGCUUCAACUUCAUUCUCGGGGGUGCAAAGUUGGGUUCAGCCGCGCUUCCGGCUGCCGGGAGCCUGGCGGGUGGGAGCCUGCUGCUUCUUCGCCGCCGGAGGAAAAGAGCUAGAAGGAGGGAACAGCGAGAAAGGCUCCCCUCGCUUCCGCCUGCUUUGGCCGGCUCUCUGCACCGGGCUCGCCUGGAAGACGCUGUGUGGGAGGCACGAGGCGGGGGGGAAGAGAAAGGCGAGCGAGGAUUGACCAGGCUCCGUGCCCUCGCCCGCCCCGCUCUCGCCUGCUGGCUGCGAGUGUGGUUUCCAAGGGGGAGAGGCGAAGGAGGAGAAGGAGGGAGGAGAAGGAAAACAAAAGCCGAGUUGGAUAACGUGUGCGGAGGGUCCUGCCUCUACCGGGGGGAGGGGGGCACACGAGCCUGUGGGAAAUGGGGAGCCCUUGAAGAGUUGGAGGGGAGAAAGAGAAGGAGGUUUGCAUCUGUCACGGUUUGAGGAGCCUACACCACAAGCCUGAGGAAUCCCUGCGACCCACCAGCCUGGCCUCUCGAGAAGACCUAAUUGCCCACCUCUGGUUAUAAAACGUCGUUUCAUCUGCUUCGACUCCAGUGCUUAAGACUGCCAUACACCACCACUUAAAUGAAGAUUUUUUUCACAAGCCUUUCAAGAAGUCGUGUGUGUGUGUGGUGGGUUUUUAUUUAAAGAACAGCGAAGACAUUUUUUUGUAGCAGCUGGAUGCAGCGUAACCUUCCUAUCCCUUCCACUGCUUUGUUGUGGUUUAAAUACCAAGUAGGGGUGUCUUAAACUAUAGGCUCGAGCGGCUGCAUAGGUUGGGGAAGUUCUCUGAAGAGUCUGAAAUUUUCCUUGACUGCCCAGCAAGCGUCUGGAACAUGUAAUUUCUUCCCUUGCGUGGGCAAAAGCAAAGGAGCGUGGACAAAUGCAAAUGUUCAUCUUUGGUUAAUUAGAUAAGGAAGGAAGAGUGGUUCCCCACAAUUUGUCCUGCUGUGUAGAUUUGACAAGUUUUUUAAUCUCUGCUGUCCUCAUCCCUGUGGGUUACUCUCUGUGUCAUUAAUAGGAAACAUCAGUGUUUCACAUCCUGCUUAAUUUUAAAACAUUUUUGCAUUAAGUUACAGUUACCAUUUUCCUUGAGGGUGUAGUUGGGUUGACACUUGAACCUGAGACAGCUAUCUCUCACUGAAACACUACAUGCUAUAAAAGAUGUGUGAAGACGAAAGUAUUGUUUACUAAUAUUUGUGCAUUUUGCCUGGUUCCAGCAUCUGUGACUGACUCCUUGCAGUUCUCAAAGUGAAGAGGGGAAGGUGCUCUUGACUCAGUUAUUUGCUUAAUACUCAACUGUUUCAUCCUGACCUUUUGAACUGGGUAUUUACCGUGUUUUUGUGAAUUUAAUUUUGCCACCAUUUGUAUAGAAGCCAAAUGACGUUCAGAUUCCCAAAUAUAUACAUCCCUUUCUCACAGUGGCUACAGAAAAGCUGGAUAGACUGAUAAAGCAGAAUCCAUUUUUACACCUAUGGACAAAUAAAUGCACAAAUAUGUUGCUAUAGAUAGUUUCAUCAAGGAGAGACAAGAAUUUUCAUAUUUGGGCGACCUAGAAUCUUGGAUAUAUAGAAUUCCUUUGUAUCGGUUCUGAUUGUUUGGAAAAUGGGAGCUGCUACAAAGUUGGUGUUUGCUGUUUUUCUUAUCUCCUGUUCUUCAGGUGCCAUACUAGGCAGAUCAGAGACGCAGGAGUGCAUUUUCUACAAUGGUAGCUGGGAAAAGGACAAAACAAAUCGAAGUGGCAUCGAACCUUGCUAUGGUGAUAAAGAUAAAAGACGACACUGCUUUGCAACCUGGAAGAAUAUUUCUGGAUCCAUUGAAAUUGUGAAGCAGGGCUGCUGGCUGGAUGAUGUUAACUGUUACGACAGAAGUGACUGUGUAGAAAAAAAGGACAGUCCAGAUGUGUUUUUCUGCUGCUGUGAAGGCAACAUGUGCAAUGAACGGUUUUUCUACUUUCCAGAGAUGGAGGUUACACAACCUACUUCCAAUCCUGUCCCGCCGAACCCACCGCUGUUCACUACUUUGCUAUAUUCUCUGGUGCCUCUGAUGGGAAUAGCAGCAAUUGUACUAUUUUCAUUUUGGAUGUACCGACAUCACAAAUUAGCAUAUCCUCCAGUACUUGUACCAACCCAACACGCCUUUCACAUAAUGAUAGAGGACCCUGGACCACCACCACCAUCGCCACUGAUGGGCCUGAAGCCACUGCAGUUACUUGAGAUCAAAGCUAGGGGAAGGUUUGGCUGCGUUUGGAAAGCUCAGCUGCUGAGUGAACAUGUAGCAGUGAAAAUAUUUCCAGUCCAGGACAAACAGUCAUGGCAAAAUGAAUAUGAAAUCUACAACUUGCCCGGAAUGAAACAUGAAAAUAUACUGCAGUUUAUUGGCGCUGAGAAACGAGGCACCAACAUUGAUGUAGAUUUAUGGCUGAUUACAGCAUUUCAUGAAAAGGGUUCGCUUACAGACUUCCUGAAGGCUAAUGUAGUUUCGUGGAAUGAACUUUGUCACAUUGCUGAAACUAUGGCUAGAGGUUUGGCGUACCUUCACGAAGACAUCCCUGGUCUAAAGGACGGGCAUAAGCCAGCUAUAUCACAUAGGGAUAUCAAAAGCAAGAACGUGUUGCUGAAAAAUAACCUUACAGCUUGUAUUGCUGAUUUUGGCCUUGCUCUAAAGUUUGAAGCUGGGAAGUCAGCUGGUGACACACACGGCCAGGUUGGCACCCGAAGGUAUAUGGCUCCAGAAGUGUUAGAAGGUGCUAUCAACUUCCAAAGGGAUGCAUUUUUGAGAAUAGACAUGUAUGCCAUGGGACUGGUACUGUGGGAGCUAGCUUCACGAUGUACUGCGUCAGAUGGACCUGUGGACGAGUAUAUGUUACCUUUUGAAGAAGAGGUGGGCCAGCAUCCGUCCCUUGAAGAUAUGCAGGAGGUUGUUGUACACAAAAAGAAGAGGCCUGUUUUGAGAGAGUGUUGGCAGAAGCAUGCUGGAAUGGCAAUGCUUUGUGAAACCAUAGAAGAGUGUUGGGAUCACGAUGCAGAAGCCCGAUUAUCAGCUGGUUGUGUAGAGGAACGGAUUAUUCAGAUGCAAAGACUAACAAACAUUAUAACCACAGAGGACAUUGUGACUGUGGUCACUAUGGUGACGAACGUGGACUUUCCUCCCAAAGAAUCCAGCCUAUGAUAGUUACAUCGGUCAUACAUCACGACCAAUGAGACUCUCUGAACUGGAGCUGCUAACAGGCCUGUUUCCGGUCAACCUGAUUUUCUGCGUGAAAUUUGGAAUGGUAAGUCUGUCUUCAAAGUAUCAGUGGGAAGACACUUCCAUGCCCUACUCCAGACAUGGAUCCAGGAGACUUACUGCAUUCCCUGCAUAUGAAGGACACAAGAUUAAGAAGCGGCAGAAUGACGUUAAUGAACUUUUGAAGAACAUGGACCUAUCCUGGCUAGUCAAGCAUUUUAAGAGCUGACAUCGUAUUUCUUAAUACGUCAGAAAAGACUAAUUCCUUAAAAUGAACUACUGCUAUUUUUUUUUAAAUCAAACAUUUCAUUUCAGAUUUAAGAAAAAGGGUAACUUGUUUUUAAUGCAUUUGCUGUUGUGUUUAUAUAAUGACUAUUGUAAUGCCAAUAUGACACAGCUUGUGAAUGUUUAGUGUGCUGCUGUUGUAUGUAAUCAAAGUGGAAUCUAGCAAAAAGGCUUCCAAGCAUUACUUAACCUCCCUCAACAAGGUAUACCUCAGUUCCACCUGCGGCUAAAUUGUGAAAUUGACAACACUAACACUGAAACAAUAUUUGAUCCUCGUUUUGUAAAUGAUGUAAUUAUGGAUUCAAUGGUGUUUGGGGAAAAAAUGGUAAGCUGUGCUUUAUGCCAACAGUCAGUGGCCAUUUCUAAACAGUGUGUUCACCUUCCUUGAUCUAGCUUGUGUAUAAAAAAAGUAUUGUGUUUGAAAUGGCAAACUUCCCCUGUCUUUAGUUUAAAGCAUUAUUUUUACCUCCAGUUUCCAAAAUAUUGCAUACGUUUAUUUUACUAAAUAUUAUUUAGGUUUGCUGUGUCUGAGGGUUAUUUGAAAAUUUAAGCAUGACUUUUAAAACUUUAUGUGAGCUAUGGCACUGGAAAGUUCUUCUAAUUCUUUUGAAAUAAGCUUUUUUUCCCAAUUUAUGUAUGUAAAUAUUCUGCCUAUUUUCUGUCACACUAAACAGAAUCCAGUUACUACUGUGUCACUGUUUCAGGAUCACCUCAGGAAGACUCAUUACCCAGAACUCCUCACUAUUUGCGUUGCCUUUUGCAGCUUCACAACACUUGAUUUUGGUGCCGACUUGUCAGAGUAAUAUUUGAUGUUCAAGAUGCAUAGGUGCAUCCUAUGGUCGCAAAAGAACAUACAACCACACCUUUCCUUUUUAAAGAAAAAUGCUUACCAUCAAAUAUGCAAUUACUUCUGUAGAGAUGACGAUGUAGCACAGUCUAGCAAAAAAAGCUCUACAAUGUUAAAUCUAACUCCUGUCGUAUCUGAGCAUUACAGGCACUUAAGAUGUUGCGCCUCAUGAUAACAACUGAAGCGAAAUGGGCAGUAAGUGGACAGGUGCCAAAGUAUUUUUCAAAGUAAUAAUACACUACAGUUAUUUGAUCAGUUAUGUUUAUUAUACAGGCCAAAGUUAAAGUUAACUUUCAAAAAUUACAAACUUACCGACUCAGUAGUCAGUAUUCUGAUAUUCUGGUCAGGUCAUUCUUUUUAAAAAAAAAAUUCAUGCAUUAGAUUUAUAAAAAAAAUUUUUAAAUGUCACAAUCAGGAGCUCACUGUGAAUGUUCUCUUUUAAUCAGUUAUUUAUUAAAAACAGUGUUUUUUUAAAUGUAUUCAGUCUCUGGGAACAAAGAAUUAUUUAUAAGCAAGAUUUUGGUAAUUGUUGUAUAAAGCAGGGAGGAGAAAGGUAACAGCAGAGUUGUUCAUAGAUAACUGGCACACUACCCAGAGUUUACAGUUUUUGUCUCAUGGUUCUAUGGUAGUCAUAAGAACCCCAUGCUCCAAUUGGGAAACAUACUUGUCCAUUCUUUGUUGACAGUGUGGCCAAGGGAUUAUUGCUUAUAUGGUGUGUGGAUUGUGUAAUACUUGGUUUUUAAUCUUGCGAGUCAGUAUGUCAACCCCAACUCAAGAUGUCAUGGCUGAAAAGAUCUGAACUUUUAAAUGGGUUUAUUGAUUUAAUGUAUCUGAUUUCUCCUCAGGUGGGAAUGUUUAUACUAGGAAAAUGUAAGAACAACAUAACUGGUUCUCCAAAAACAUGUAAAUACAAGAACCAUUUUUCAUUGAGAACAUAAAUGCAACUUUUUCUUGUCUGUGGAAACCUAUAUGGUUUUUGUAAAGCAACUUUCCAUUAAAUAUGAACAUCCACCAUAGUGACCUCUGAGUCAAGUGGAAACUUAUUUUUGUGAAUGCACGUCUGUUUGCUGGUCAUAGAGGGGAAAUCAUCAGACAAUCAAACUGGGCAAUGCAUCUCUUCAUACUUAGCAGAUGCCAUUGAAAGUCCCCAGAUUGAUCAUUUCAAGUACCUGAGUUCAGAUUUUUAAAGAGAAUACCACCACAUUAUACAUAAAUGGAACAUAAAAGCUUUGUUAUGCCGAUUUUGUGAAAGUGUUAAAAUUCACUGAACUGUUUCAAUCCAUAUUUAAAACACUGUCUUGCAGGGGAUCUCAGCACCUUUUUGUUUCAAGCUUUACAGUGCAGUAAGUGUAGAGGUGGACAAAUUUCAGUGUUUGAGCAAAGACCAUUAAUAAAUGUCAACAUUUAAAGUCUGAGCUAGGGAAGAUGCUCUGCUUUCUGGCAGAUGUUGUGACCAUUGUUGCUUUUACGUGUUUGAAUCAUACAGCUUGUGUGGAUAUGGUCAGCUCUGGUGGUUUACCUUGUAUUUUUGACUUGUGAAGAAAAGCUAGGCCCCUAGCACAAGUUUUCAGUUGUCUUUGGCUUGCCUGUGUCUACUUAGUUGGCUGCCAUAUAACUGCCCAAGAUUUAACAGAUUAGCCAGUUUUUGUGAUCAGCUCAAAGUCCAAACCCUGCAUUACCUUUUCAGUUUGUGUUAGAUGCUAAGACUUUUAUAUCACAUGAUGCAUGACAACUAUUUGUACAGUUGCUACUAAAUAUUAACUUAGCAUUUUGGAACAGAUCGUGCCUCGUAAUUGUUGGCGUUCUUGAGCUAGCGUUCUCAUUCAUGGUGGUAUUCUGAAAAUGAGUCUGGAUUGAAAUACACAACUAUGUACCUUUGAUAGCAAAAUCCUUGUGGAGUAGCUCUUGCAUAACUAAAGUGUAAUCAGAUGUAGUAGUAAUAAAUAUUUGUUCAUACUACAGUUCUACAGAAUAAAUUGCUGAUUGUAGUUUAACAAAGUGAGGUGACUGGUUGGUUGACCUUUUUUCCAGUUUUCUCUUUUUAACCUUUUUAAUGCAUUUUAUUAGGAAUAUUUGGUAUAAGAUGCAGCAAGCUAUGUACAGCCUUAUGGGCAAAAUGAUAAAAACAGUAUCCUUGUUGGAACACCAUUUACCUCAAGAUACUCAACCAGCAGUACUAUUUUUUUUUAAUGCACACUCAGUCCAUAAAAGAUCUGUUACCUCUCAAGAUAUCGGUAAGCAAUUGUUUUAGCUUUACUCUGUACUUGUCAGUGUUCUGGGCACAGGUUGUUGUACUACUGUCAACUUACACUUGCUGUUUUAGCAAGUAUUUAAAAACAAACACCCCCCCCCCCUCCUGGAUAAAAGUUGAUUGUUAAAUAUUGUAUAAAAUGUAUUCUCUUUCCAAAUUCCCACAGAAAGAUGAAUAAAAAAUUAAGUGACUACUA